Molecule: messenger RNA, 1587 nt
Organism: Knipowitschia caucasica
Lineage: Eukaryota; Metazoa; Chordata; Actinopteri; Gobiiformes; Gobiidae
Source: the annotation of a GenBank genome assembly
AUGCUGACUCCAGAAUAUCUGCCUCUUCCUCGACAAAUGAAACCGGACGACGCCGAUGCUUCUGUUAAGGAAGGAUGCCUGGGCUUUGAACAAGGGGACUUAAUGUUGAGAGACCAGUUCGUUAUGGGCCUCAAGGAACCCAUCCGCCAGGAACUCAGACGGCAGGUGCGAAAAAGGCCUGCACUCACCUUCGACGAGGUGAAAACAGAGGCUCUGGCCAUAGAGGAGGAGCAAGCAGAACAAUGGCCUCCACAUGACUGCUUAGUGGUAACUUUGUUUAGCGAGAGUGUCUGCAGGAACCUCCUCGGGGGUGAAAAGCUUAGAGGUAGUAAGGAACUACCCUGGUUGACGCUUAGGGCUGCUAAUGGGCUAAACAUCCCGUGGGUGGGUUACCUAGUGGCAGACUUUGUGGUGCAGGGGGUCCGGGUGCCAGUGCGCGGCAUUGUAGUUGCUAAGGACAGUUGUGUGGGAGCCGAUAAAGCAAUCCUUGGAAUGAAUGUAAUUGCGGACUGUUGGGAAGAGCUUUUUAACAAAUGCCAGGUGUCCUCCAAACGGUCAAAACCGCUGCUGGGUCGAGAGUGGCACUCUGUGUUUGCGGACUGCCAACGCAUACGCACGGUCUCUUCUGCCGACCCAUGGAAAGCAACGGCAAGGUUAGCCAGCCGCACCCCUGUUACCAUCCCUGCACAGAGCAAAAUGACUCUUUGGGCCAAAAUUCCUCUAUCGUCCCAACAUUGGCAAUGUGAGGCACUAGUAGAACCCCUUGGGGAAAACGGAGGGGUCGAGGUGGCAAGAGCCCUGGUGACUGUGGGAAAGGGCCGUAUUCCUGUGCGGCUCAGGAAUAUUCAUCCUUACGCGGUUCAGCUGAGCAGGUUCCAGAGGCUGGCGACAGUUACAGCUAUCGACCCCGACAGCAUUAGGGACGGUAAGGAGCUGUCCUUGGUGGAGGUGGAUCCCGGAGUCGUGGAAGUCCGCCUGGUCGAUGCUGCUCCCAAACCAGAAGCAACCAACGUAAGCCCUGCUAUUCCUGUCCCUGGGGGAGAUGGACUGACGGAGGAGGAACAGGGGAAGUUGGACAAGCUGCUAAAUCGAUGGCGGCAUGUCUUCUCUACCCACGAAGAGGACUAUGGGCGGACGAGUGCUGUGAAACACACCAUAACAACAGGUGAUGCAAAUCCUAUUCGCGAGAGGUAUAGAAGCUUCACAGAACACCUUCAGCAUUUGGAGUCAGUGUUUCGGUCUCUGGGCUAUUAUGGCCUUAAACUCCGUCCCGAGAAGUGCCAGCUGUUCCAGAAACAGGCCCUAGGUGACCCGGACCAGCUUGUGGGAGUGGUAGAGACCGCCAUUACCCCAACCAUAGGUGGCAGUUUGGGAUGGGACGUGGCGCGAUGGAGAAGCCUUCAAGCUGAAGAUCCGGAUCUGCGUAAAAUCCAGCCUCACAUCGAGAGAGAUGGGACACCCAGGGCUAGAGCGAUCCCUGAGUCUGCUGCGAAGGAGUUUUUACUGGCCCCGAAUGGAGGACACAAUCGACACCUGGCUACAAGCUUGCCCGCGUUGUGUAUUACACAAGCCCGGACCCCCAGGUAG